This is a messenger RNA of Herpailurus yagouaroundi (jaguarundi), 1088 nucleotides long. Its product is annotated as transport and Golgi organization protein 1 homolog. Lineage: Eukaryota; Metazoa; Chordata; Mammalia; Carnivora; Felidae. The coding region runs from base 418 to 882 and encodes 154 amino acids. The transcript has 6 exons. Gene Ontology annotation, biological process: vesicle cargo loading; endoplasmic reticulum to Golgi vesicle-mediated transport; protein secretion. Gene Ontology annotation, cellular component: endoplasmic reticulum membrane; endoplasmic reticulum exit site. The record is from RefSeq and is a predicted model, not a curated record.
UCCAAUAACUGUCAACUGGAAAGUAUGCUGUCUGUUGCGGAGAAAUCCCCAUAUUGGUGACAAUGACACUGCAUUGGAAAGGGAAAGAGUGCCUUCCUGCCUUCACGGUUCUUGCCCUUUUCCUAUCUCACCAAAAACAAGUCUCAGGUCAUGUGCACACUUAGAAAGCAAAUCCAUGUUUGUACAGAAAAUAAAAAGGCCCUGGAAGACAAGUGUAAUGCAUUGAGGUCUGUGAAAGCAACCAAAGAAGCAAAAGUCAAGCAGCUGAAGGACAAAGCAGGCAUCCUUGAAGAAUUCUAUGAAGAAAGAAAAGUGGCUAUAGAAGACUAAAAUGUUCAUGAAGCUGAAAAUGACACAGUGUGAACUGGCGGCAAAGAAGAAUCAGCUGGCAGCUGCAGGGGAAAUGUGAAAAUAGCCAUGAAAGAAAUAAACAAGCACAAGCAACAAAAUGGACAAAGACAAGAACAGCUGCAGCAGGCAGAGCUCACCUUCAGACACCAGAUCGCAGUUCAUGAGAAGAAUGCUCAGGACAACUGGAUCAAGCCUCGGAUCUGGGAGAGGGAAAUGGCAGAGCAGAGCCAGGAGGUCGCCCGCUUGAAACACAGACUGGAUGGGAUGGAAGGAAAGAGGCUGCUUGAUGGACACAGGAGGCGGAGACCAAUGCCUGGAAGUCCAGAGAAACAGAACCCUCCGAGGAGAGGUAAGGAGCAUGUGGGGAUGUGCAGCAGCCUAAUUUCUGCGGCAAAGCCUUUUCCUGUGGGUGAUCAUCGUGUGUCCUGGACAGAACCACAAUUACUACCUAAGGAUAGCAGGUGGUCUGAAGGGGUGACAGGAGGGCGUUCUCCUCUGGUGCCCCAGGCAGCGGACCACCUGUCCCUGUGACUGGCGGAGCUCAGGCCCCUCCCCUGACUGCGGACCCUCCCACCUCCUCCAGCAUCCCCUAGCUAAAGAGAGGAUCCUGGAGGGGAUGACGGGACAUGGGCCUUAGCUUUCUUCCCACGUUGACACAAUGUGAAGACUUUAUUUUAGUUUUAUUUCAGGAGUUCAUUUCGUUACUAUUUUUAAUGUUGUCAUUUUAUUUUUUUCUU